CUGAGGCAACAUGACAAGUAUCAAAGAGAGGAAAGCAUCACACUGACUGUUGUCAUAACAACAUAUUGCAAUGAACGCCAAGCACCAUCUGCUCCGAGAUUUUUAAGACGCAUCAAGAGGACGAGCCGACGGAUAAUUAUUUCUCGGGAAUAAGAAUAAGACUGAAUGAUACAAGCGAUGGUGUUGAAAUUCAGCGAUAAAGUUUGGUUUGUUUUGCGAUCUUAGUUAUGAACAGUUGAGAAGCUUCUGGUUUCUGAUGUAGUAUCGCACCAAGGUCGGAUACAGGGGCCGUGUGUCUAUAGAGGCAGAAAUUAGGAAGUGGUCUUUAACAACAUGGUUUGUUUCAUAUCCACUAUAACGGGAACUGAAAGUAACAAUUUUACCAAUUUGGACAAAUAACUAAAUAACUACCUUCAACAUAGCAUGACGCUGGAUCUAAACUCCAACAUGUCUGUGGAUCAUCUCGCUGUGAAGACGGAGCAAGGCCCCUUCGAGUACCGCAUUGUCGGCCUGGUCUUCUACAGCUUCGUCUUUGUCAUAGGAGUCAUAGUUAACUUCACUGCCUUGUGGGUUUUUGCCUUGACCACCAAGAAGAGAAGCUCGGUCACCGUCUACAUGAUCAACGUGGCGCUUAUGGACCUCACCUUCAUUUUGCUCCUGCCCUUCAGGAUGGUUUACCUCCAACAGGACUACUGGCCCUUUGGAGAUGUUUUCUGCCGGAUAACGGCAGCUCUGACCAUCUUCUACCCCUGCAUGGCUCUGUGGCUCUUCGCUCUGAUUAGCGCUGACCGCUACAUGGCCAUCGUUCAGCCGAAGCACGGCAAGGAGCUGAGAAAUGUCCCAAAGGCAGUGGUGGGAAAUUUGGGGGUGUGGGUCAUGACUCUGGGCAGCAGUGUACCCCUGCUCUUCACUCAGGAUGAUCCUGAUCAGAUCUCCAACUACACUACCUGCAUCAAGAUGCAGGACAUCAUCUACAUGCGCCGUGAGAACGCCGUCAACUUCGUUAGACUCAUCUUCUUCUUCCUGGUCCCCAUAUGUAUCAUGAUUGGCUGCUAUUUUGUGAUUGUGGACAAUCUAAUCCAUGGGCGCACCUCUAAACUUAAGCCGAAAGUGAAGGAGAAGUCCAUCCGGAUCAUCAUCACUCUCAUUGUCCAGGUGCUGGUGUGCUUCGUGCCUUUCCACAUCUGUUUAGUCCUCCGCCUGGUGGGGAACGAAGAGGAUGGGGGCUUCAACACAUGGGCCGUCUUCACCACAUUCCUGAUGAAUCUGAGCACGGUCUUGGACAUCAUCUUAUAUUACAUCGUCUCCAAGCAGUUCCAGGACAGGGUGAUAAGCGUGAUCCUGUACAGGAACUACCUGCGUAGCGUCAGGCGAAAGAGCCGGCACACGCAAACAGGAAGCGUCAGGUCGCUGAGCAACCUAACCAGUGCAAUGAUAUGAAACUUUGUGGCACAGAUACUGUACCAACAAUAUGCACACUAGAUGCAUCACUGUUUACUGUUUAUGUAUAAUUACCUGAAGGACCAAGAAACUGCAAUUAAUUUUCCAAGUGCAAUUUACACUCACAGUAUGGGAGUGCUGAUGUUGUGGCGAAAACAUCUGUGUUCAGAGCUGAUUGACUCACCCAUGAGACUUGAGUUGUUUUCCGUGCCUUUUACUUCUCUGAUAAAUAAAGCUUCUGUGGCUCAGGUGAAAUUAUAACUGUUUGAAACAUAGUAUGCAGUAGUUGUGCACAAGCAUCGAAACCUCAAGAAAGGAGCAUUGAAGGGUCUGAAAUGCUCCACAGGAAGCAGCAGUGGGUUGUUCAAGGUUGAUGCUUGGUUGCUGCACCACAUUUUUAAAGGUCCUUUCUCUUCAGCAUCUCAGCUCUGCAAAGGCGGCGGGGGAGAAUCUAGCCAUGAGUGAUGCAUGAUGUCAUCUAUUUGCCUUGCAAAUACUCCACAUGUGUUUGACUUCUGCCAUUUCAUUUUGGAUGAGUUUAAGACCGACCACUUGAGACAGGAUGCAAUUACAACAUACAGCACUGACAGUAAAGGUUGCUCCAAAGGCUGUUUUAAAGGAACCGACCAGGUGAUGGCAGCAUGGCACAGCUUAGACUCCUUCCACCUGCGAGAUCUCCACACACACAGAGGUUUUUAAAACUUUCGCAAAGUUGACAUCGAAAUAAUUUUGUCUCUGGUGCUUCACCCAAAACAUUUACCUUUCUUACAUUUACAGUCAGAAAAGCAAUAGUUCAUCUUUUUUUCCAGUUAACAACAGUCAUAACAGCUUCCUCAACCAGGAAUCGGACUAAAGCAUGUUUAUGGUCCAAUGUGAAAAGUAUUGAUUAGGUGUUAAAUGAUUUAGUUGCUUGGAGUGCAUUUACAGUAACAUGCUCAAGAAAUGUCAGAGAGGCUAUUUACAAGAUUUACUGCAACCUCAACCUUAAAACCGAAACCUUUUUCAGCACAAUUAUGUUUCAGUUUCAGGUUUCUGCAUCAGGUAAAACAUGAAUUUUUUUCCAAAUGUCUUUCUCAGAUACAAGUACUGAAGUCAGAUCUGAAAUAUGUGGCAUAAGGAGAGGCUUGCAGAUAACACAAAAUAAACAUUUUAAAUGUUGGGAUUUCUUGCACAAACUUUAGACGUGCAAAGACUUACUUUAUGUUGAUCAUCCCAAAUAUAGGCUGGGAAUAAAAAAAAUCUAGUGCAAAAAUACAAUACAUUUCAGAGGAUACACUGAAGAGACCACCACAAGAUUUUUCCAAAAUCAGUAACUCUACAUUCAAUUCCAACACAAGCACACAUCAUUUCACUUAAUGAGGUACUUCUUAGGUCCCCACCUGAACACAACAGUUUUAUGAAAAAAAUGGUAGUGAGCACCAAAUAUAUUUUCCUGAUAUCUUUUUAAGUAAAAACAUAAGUAUUGUUUUUCUUGAAAGAAAUAAAAGUUAAGGAAAUAUA
Molecule: messenger RNA, 2940 nt
Organism: Girardinichthys multiradiatus
Lineage: Eukaryota; Metazoa; Chordata; Actinopteri; Cyprinodontiformes; Goodeidae
Gene: gpr18
Product: G protein-coupled receptor 18
Exons: 3
Coding region: 424-1440 (338 amino acids)
Biological process (GO): positive regulation of Rho protein signal transduction; phospholipase C-activating G protein-coupled receptor signaling pathway
Cellular component (GO): membrane
Molecular function (GO): G protein-coupled receptor activity
Source: RefSeq, a predicted model, not a curated record